Protomyces lactucae-debilis is the source of this 477-nucleotide messenger RNA. Its product is annotated as ubiquinol-cytochrome C reductase hinge protein-domain-containing protein. NCBI's taxonomy places the organism in Eukaryota, Fungi, Ascomycota, Taphrinomycetes, Taphrinales, Protomycetaceae. The record is from RefSeq and is a predicted model, not a curated record. Bases 6 to 425 code for a protein of 139 amino acids. The transcript has 3 exons. Gene Ontology annotation, biological process: mitochondrial electron transport, ubiquinol to cytochrome c.
AGACCAUGGCAUUGACAUCCUGGGUCAGCGAGCUGUUCACGGUGCAUGCCGAAUCAGCGACAACGGUGGCGGAGACACCUUCAAAUACCGAGUCUGUGUCGAGCAAGAACGAGGAGGCAGUAGAGGAGACUGAGGAAGCACCAGAAGAGGAGGAAGCAGAAGAAGAGGAAGAAGAGGAGGAGGAAGAAGAAGAAGAAGAAGAAGAAGAGGCAGAAGACGAGAUGCCUGUGAUUCGGGAGCAAUGCGAGGGUUCCAAGGCGUGUGCACCUCUUAAGCACCACUUUGAUGAGUGCCAGGAGCGCGUCAUGAAGGCGUCUGAGGAGGAAGAUCACCACGGCCAUGAAGACUGCACGGAGGAGAUGUUCCACUUGAUGCACUGCGUGGAUGAGUGCUCGGCCAACAAGGUGUUCGCGAAGCUCAAGUAGAGACAGCUAGACUUGGGCUAGAUGUGUACUUGCCUAUAUUUCUUCCUCGUUG